Messenger RNA from Apiotrichum porosum, 981 nucleotides. RefSeq lists its product as uncharacterized. The record is from RefSeq and is a predicted model, not a curated record. Gene Ontology annotation, cellular component: pyruvate dehydrogenase complex. Gene Ontology annotation, molecular function: dihydrolipoyllysine-residue acetyltransferase activity. The transcript is spliced from 3 exons. Gene Ontology annotation, biological process: pyruvate decarboxylation to acetyl-CoA. Bases 1 to 981 code for a protein of 326 amino acids. NCBI's taxonomy places the organism in Eukaryota, Fungi, Basidiomycota, Tremellomycetes, Trichosporonales, Trichosporonaceae.
AUGCGCGCAGCGUCUUCCAUCGCGCGCAGCUUGCGGUCCGCUGCUAUCCGUCCCCGUGCCAUGCACGCGCGGUUCGCUAGCACUCUCCUCAAGAUGCCGGCCAUGUCCCCGACCAUGACCGAGGGCGGUGUCGCCGGGUGGAAGGUCAACGAGGGCCAGGCCUUCAACGCUGGCGACGUUAUCCUCGAGGUUGAGACCGACAAGGCGACGAUCGACGUCGAGGCGUCCGACGACGGUGUCAUGGGCAAGAUCCUCGUCCAGGCCGGCUCGAAGAACGUUCCCGUCGGCGCCGCCAUUGCCGUGCUCGCCGAGGAGGGUGACGACCUCGCCAACCUCGAGAUUCCCGCCGACACCCCCGAGUCGGCCAUCCCCCACCGUGACGAGCCCGCGGCCGAGUCUGCCCCCGCUCCUGCCGCCCCGGCUGCCAAGGAGCAGCCUGCUGCUCCUGCCCAGGCCACUCACCACGUCGAGCUGGACGCGUCCAAGCCCGUGUUCCCCUCGGUCUCGAGGCUACUCCACAACUCGACCCUCACGUCCGAGCAGGUGGCCCAGAUCAAGCCGUCGGGCCGCCACGGCAUGCUCACCAAGGGCGACGUCCUCGCUGCCAUGGGCAAGAUCUCCAACCCUUACGGUUCGGCGGAGAAGAUGGUCAAGGACCCCAUGGGCGCAAGCGGCAAGCGCGCGUCCGAGCCCAAGACCGCCUCCGCGGGCGCUGGCGCCGCCGCCGCGGCCCCCAAGCCCGAGCCCCCACUCGACGGCCCUGCCCUCCGUCGCCUCAUUGCCGCCGGUCUCGCCAAGGCCGCGGCUCCCAAGCCUGCUCCCAAGGCCGCCGAGGCGACCGCGAGCGCCCGCACCACCGACGCCGAGUUUGACGACCUCCUCGCCGACUACUUCCCCGCCCGUCCUGCGCCUGCUACCGCUCCCGUCGCUGACGGUGCCGCUGCCCCCGCGCCCAAGGACGAGUUUGCCGGCCUGUACUAG